GUGUUGUAAGAUCAGGACGCUUUGCAUACAAUUUGCGUGCGCACACCUUCUCCCUAAGGACCAAAGGGGUACUCCGCGUUAGUACAACUUGUGAAGACAAUAAUAGCAAAGCUUUCAGUUGGGUGAUCUCCUUUUGAAGUAAAUGAAGGCUCACUGAAGGCUACAAUUUGCUUCAGAUUCCUAAAAUCCCCACCUCCUCCCACCCUGCAGUGAGAAGUUUGGAUAAGACAUGACUCACACUGAGAUGGCCAAAAAAUCCCCAGACACGGACAUGAGUCAGGAGGAGAACCUGGGUGAGAAGGACCUGACACUGGGCGUGGUCUUGCCUGGUGGAAUUGAGAAAACAGCCACUAUUCACGGGAGUAAGCCAGUGAUGGACCUGUUGGUCAUACUGUGUGCAAAAUACCACCUGAACCCAUCCAACCACACCAUUGAGCUAAUAUCCACUGAUGGGAACCACAUCAAGCUCAAGCCGAACGCUGUGAUUGAAACUCUUGAGAUAAAGAAAAUCCUAAUCAAACCCAAGGGAAUGGUUGACGACAACAACAAGCGAAGCCCUUCAAUGCCAGAGGCUACUGUUCGCCUUGUUAUAAACUACAAAAAGACGCACAAGACUGUUCUGAGGGUCAGUCCCCAGGUGCCUGUUGGGGAGCUAAUGGCUGCAAUUUGUGCGAAGUGUGAACUUGACCAAAGUACCACAGUUUUACGGAGGAAUCCCUGCUCAGAAGAACCGCUGGACUUAGCGAAGUCCCUCAAUGACUUUGGCUUGAGAGAGGUCUAUGCUGUGGACUCAAACGGUGUUAACUCAGACGAAUUGCCGGCCUCACCAAGACUUGAAGAAGAUAAAAGUCUGUCAAGCAAAGAGAAAGUGCUGAAGGAGAAAGAAAACAAGGGAUUGUUCAGCAUUUUUAGAAGAAGAAAGAAGAAGCCAGACCAGGUUUGUAGUGCGAGUGCUCCGGCUUCUCCAGUCUUGGCCAAAGACAGACCUGGCAGCCUGACGUCUCUGAAUGGCCACGCCUCCACGCGCAGCUCGAACGACGGCCUGUCCGUCACGUCGAAGAAGAGACGGGCUCCCCUGCCCCCCAUGAUGGUGUCUCAGAGCUUCCUCUCCAACCUCAGCGAUCAACAGACGGAUUCUCAACCCCAUGACAAACCUAUUAAGGACCAGGAAUCUGGGAUCGAUCACAGAUCUCUGAAAGGAUCGAAGAGGAAGGCUCCCCCUCCCCCCAUGCUCCCCUGCAUAAGUACGCCAGAGGAAACCACACAGGAUAAGAGCAUUAAAGUGACGGCCCUGAGUAACCUGGAGGAGAUCGGUGAGCUGGAAGAGACGGUGGCCACUGCAGACCCAGAUUUCAGUGCUGUGUGUGUUUCCAAAGAAAAUGGCGACAGUCUCAGCGUGUCUACUGAUGUCCCAAAGGAUUCUGGGAAGGCAGAGCUCACCUCGCCACCAGUGGACAUGGAGACGCAGGACACUUCACUGAAACAGGGCAAGGGGGAAGAUCAACCAGAACUGGACCCGAACAGUAAUGAGUGCACUCAAGAAACGCUGGAAGUUGAAGAAACCUGUACUUCUGAUUUGGAAAUAAAAGCAGGCUACAGGAAUGAAAUGGUAAUGUCCAAAGAGGAACACCACCUUAGAGAGAGACUGGCUGCAUUACCCGAGGAAUCACCUGCACACCAGUGCCACAAUGGAGGAAAAUCCGCUCCCUCUUUUGUCGCGGAUGAAGAGCUCAAAAUGGAGCCCCCCACUGAGCUGGCCAGGCAGUACGUACCCAGGCCUGGGUUGACCACUUACACCAUUGUGCCUUCAAAGUCCUUGGAGAAGCUGAAGUACUUUGAGGUGGAGUUGACCCUUGUUGAGGAUCCAGCUGUGGCUCUGAAGGAGAAUGAAGCUGUAGGCUCUCCCAAGCCUGCCAACCAUGAUUCUGAUGAGCCUCAGGUCUCAGUGGGUCAGCCAGAAUGCUUUAUGACCCAGGGGGAGGAGCUGAGUAAUAGGACUGUAACCAAUGAAAAUGCUCACUGUGGCCACAUGGCUCCCACUCUACUAGCCCCUGCUGGAGUUCCUGAAGCAGAAGAGAACUGCCAGCCCUCCUCAUCUUACGAUAGGGCCUUCGAGGCAGGACCAGACCAGGAAACUAAGGAAAAGAAAGUUCCUCCAGCAAUAAAGCCAAAACCAGACUUUCACAACUUGCCACAGCAAACCUGUGUGGAAUAUGUAACCUCAGCAGUGACGAAGAACAACGCACGUGCUAUUUCUCACUGUGGUCAGGGGGAAGAGUCAGGGACGGCAGGGAAAGAAGAGCCAAUUGGAGCCAAGGAGGAGAGUUUCUUCCCACCUCCUCCUUCCUAUGCCCCUCCCCCUCCUCCUCUUCCCUCUCAGGCAGGGCAGGAAGCUUCAGAGAGGCAGCGGGAGGAUGAGGUAAAGUCCAAGGGAAUAAUCGGUCCAGGCGAUGGCGAGACCAAACACAUCACCAGUGGGCUGGAGCAGCCGGAGGAACCGAGCCUGAAGCAGCUUACCAGCUUGGCCACGCCCAAUCCAUACGAGCCUGCAGAGCCGUCCCCCUUCUGUAAGGCUGUGUUCGCAGCCAUAAAGAGGUCCCAGAGCUUCGCCCCACCCACUCAGCCUCCUGAUUCCGAAACGUUGCUAAGUGGGACCGUUAGGAUGUCUGCGGAUGGAGAAAAAUAAAGGCCCGUGACUCUGGGAAUUUCCUUCACCAAGAUGAAUGAACUGGACAUGUGCAAACCCCAGAUCACAUGCACAAUAUUCGCAGAGCAAAGACAAAAGACAACAGAUACAGCCAAAACAAAAUGCAAUAACACCCAUAAAUUCCAGGGUGUGGAUACUACAGCUCUUUCAUGGACCCAGUAGCACUCCCUGGGUGGGUUAGCAUGCUCGCUUUCAGAUUCAUGGAACACCGCAAUGAUGCAAUACUUCCUUGAUUUGUUUUUACUACAUGCAUGUAAAUUUACCAGUAGGCCUCCUGCUGUGGCUGAAACUGAAAAAUACCCGGUGAGGUGUAAAAAAUUUUAUGCAGUUGCUCCAAAAAAAAGUAUCACUGUUUGAAGCACUCAAAAGACAUGCAACAUCGCCAUCUGCUGGUCAAUACAUGGUGGAAAUGUACGGAGAAGCUUUUUUGCAGCUUCACUCAUUGGGAUCUCACUGAAAUGGAGCAUGUAUUGGAUCUAUCUAUGUAUUUGCAUCAGUGCCAAUAAAUCUGUGCCUUGCAGUAAUAAUAUGAAUAAGAGGUGUGUCAUACUGAGGUGCAUGUGCCUUGUUUUUGUAAAUUAUGUUGUUUCAUAUGCUUCUUACCCCUAUCAAUCAAAAUAUUUAAUGUACAAUAAUAUUAGGCUAAGUUGUUCACUGAAAAAAAGUUAACAUUUUCAUAAUUGUUACAUGCAUCUUUAAUUUACCGACAAUGCAUUCAAUGCAGGGCUUUAAUAGGUUUGGUGGACAUUAAUGCAGCCUUGCCCACAAUGCUUAGCUCCUGUGAUGGAGCUGGUCUACAUGUCAGGAAUUAUUUAAUUUUGAGUGUAACUGUGUAAAAAUGUAAAAAUGAAGGGUCUGAUUCAUUGGCUGAGGGGGAAUGUGUGUGUUAAUUCCCACUACAGACCACAGGCAAUAUAACAAGCAAAGGAACAACAUUAUUUUAGUAAAUAAAUUCACUUUUCCACUAAUCUAGAUAUAUUGCGUAUUUGUUAUAAUCUGCAAACUGCACUCAAAAAGGUUAGUCAUUCAGUUUCAAUAAACUUAGACAUUAUAAUCCUCA
Anguilla anguilla (European eel) is the source of this 3767-nucleotide messenger RNA. It is a transcript of the gene cobll1a, whose product is annotated as cordon-bleu WH2 repeat protein-like 1a. The transcript is spliced from 12 exons. The record is from RefSeq and is a predicted model, not a curated record. Gene Ontology annotation, molecular function: actin monomer binding. Lineage: Eukaryota; Metazoa; Chordata; Actinopteri; Anguilliformes; Anguillidae. The coding region runs from base 230 to 2686 and encodes 818 amino acids.